GCGCAUGCGCUGUUAGGAGGAAACGGCUGAGGUUGAUUUCGUACUGAGCCGAGUGAGAGAUAGAGAGUAAGCGGAGUUUAGGAUUCACGCUUUGAGUUAGCCAACUGAACGUGUUGUUGAAGCUGAAAGAGAAGAACACGAAAGGUCUGUAAUGACAGCAGCGUCAAGUAAAUUAAGUAAAUAAACACAAGCGGCAUUGCGCAGCUGAUAGCAAGAGAGGCGAUAGAUCCGAGAAAAGAAGAGAGGAAAAAGGGAUCGCCAGUCGGACUAACUAGUUGGGUUGCCCCGAAAGCGUGGACAAGGCUGUAAACCUGAAAAGACAUGGCGGAUGCUGACUUAGACUUCACAACUGGUGAUGCUGGUGCCUCUGCUACUUACCCCAUGCAAUGCUCUGCCCUGCGUAAAAAUGGUUUUGUGGUGCUAAAAGGUCGACCCUGCAAGAUUGUGGAAAUGUCCACAUCUAAGACUGGCAAGCAUGGACACGCCAAGGUUCACAUGGUGGGCAUUGAUAUCUUCUCUGGCAAAAAGUAUGAGGAUAUCUGUCCCUCAACCCACAAUAUGGAUGUCCCUAACAUCAAAAGAAUGGACUACCAGCUUAUUGGCAUACAGGAUGGCUACCUGUCUCUGCUCCAGGACAGCGGUGAGGUCAGAGAAGACCUAAAAAUGCCAGAAGGAGACCUGGGCAAAGAGAUAGAAAGCAAGUUUGAUGCCGGUGAGGAAAUCCUGAUCACUGUGCUGUCUGCUAUGAAUGAGGAGGCUGCAGUAGCCAUCAAAGCCAUGGCUAAAUAAAACACAGCAGGGUUUGACAAGAUGCAUUGGACCUGGAUAUGUGAGAAUUAGACCUCAGCAAUGCUAUCCUCCCUCCUUUUUUUCUUUCUCAUUCAUUCUUUAUUUCUUUUUCUUUUUGUUAUUUUUUAUUUUUAUAACCCUUAUACGAGUUCAAAAAGUAGAAAAUAAAUUUGAAAGGCAAAAUGUUCCAAGCAAAGUUAAAUUCUUAAGAAAUAAAAGGUACAUUUAUCAAAAAGGUACAAAUUAUCAAAAAAUGAAUAACAGAAAUAGAUGUUAUGAACAGUGGGCAGAAGUACCCUAGUGACGAUGGCUGGGGUGGGAAAAGGGUUUAUUUUUAUUUAUUCAUUUAUUUAUUUGGAAAGGGUGGCUGGGGGGAGGAAGGGCACCUCAUAACUCUUUACUAGCAUGAGUGUGUCUAUUUUUUUUAUUUUUUUUUUAUUUUUUUUAUAUAACUACCCCUCAUAUGUUCUUUUAAAUCACAGUGGUAAACAGCUAUGAGGUCUGUUAUGUGGUUAACUUUAUUUAUGAGCAAUUAUAGUGAAAAAAGGGAAGGGACAAACACUCAAGUGCAGAUUUUCCUGUAAAGGACAGAUACAAAGGCAAUGACAUGAUAAAGGCAAGUUUUGUGUCUUCACUACAGGACCAAGUGCUCUGCUUAACUUCCCUUUUAUCUUCUAGUAGCUUAAAAAGCAAAAGACAAUAUCUCACAACCUGGUGUAAUAGAUGGAUGAUGCAGUAAGACUCUGGAUCCUUUUUGGCUCCUCCUCUUAUCUUCCCACACUCCCUCUCCCCCGAUGAGACUGAUAACAAAGGGGAAGGCAGCAUCACCAUUUUUUCAAAAUUUCCCAAGUAUUGGCUGUCUGAGUAUGCUCUGAAGUGGAAGGAUGUCCCAUUAGUCUGAGAUCUCUUGUUGAAAUUAACAGACACACACUUCUGCCUAUAAUGUACUCAGUCUUGGCCUGUAGUGCUUUGCUCAAUGCUUGCUGUUCAUGUUUGAAGGACAAACAAUCAAGUCCCACAAUUCCUGUCUUUAAGUUUGAGGUUUGGAUAAAAUUUUGAAAAGGAAAAAACAAAAAGUAAAUUGUCCCCUUUAGAAUCAGUUGUAUCCUAUGCAGGCCAGAUUAGACUGUCAUGCACAUUACUCUUGACUUGACUACAGUAUGAAAAUGUCAGGUUUUUGUUUGUUCCAAUACUGUGAUUAAGACAAAAAUAAAUACAAAUCUGUUUUCUAACAAAACAACCCAACCUAAUAUUAAAAAAAGAGCACAUAUAAAUCA
Labeo rohita (rohu) is the source of this 2066-nucleotide messenger RNA. Its product is annotated as eukaryotic translation initiation factor 5A-1. The record is from RefSeq and is a predicted model, not a curated record. Lineage: Eukaryota; Metazoa; Chordata; Actinopteri; Cypriniformes; Cyprinidae. The coding region runs from base 322 to 789 and encodes 155 amino acids. The transcript has 6 exons. Gene Ontology annotation, molecular function: RNA binding; translation elongation factor activity; ribosome binding. Gene Ontology annotation, biological process: positive regulation of translational termination; positive regulation of translational elongation.